CUGCAUCACAGUGUAGCUCGUGUCGCACGAUGACCAUGACCGUUCUCUUCACUCUCCUCGUCCUCUCAGCCGUGGGAGGGGCCGCCCGUGACCAAGUGUGCAGCUACCAGGACGUCGUGGACCACCUCAACCUGACCACCAACACCAAAGCCUUCCAGCUGACCCGGCCCGUUCUGGACCACACUCGGCCAACGUUGGUGGAGCUCAACAUCAUCCUUUACGCCAUCCUGGACGUGAUUGAGAAAACACAAACCUUCAUCCCGUUCAUCUGGGCAUCCAUGAUUUGGCACAAUGAGCGCAUCUUUUGGGACCCCGCUCAGUUUUGCGGAAUCACUGAGUUUUCCAUUCCCAACGACAUGCUGUGGAAACCAGACAUCUUCAUCCAGGAGAUGACUGAGAAGGACAACUCCCAUCCCAGCCCUUAUCUGCUCAUACACCACGACGGAAAGGUCAUCUUUGAGCAGGACAUGCGGGUGGUGAGUACGUGCAAGAUGGACGUGCACAAGUUCCCCUUCGAUACUCAGCGGUGCAACAUGUCACUCGGCUCUGGAGCUCUUUGCUACGAUCAACUACGAGUCAUCCCCGUGGUCAACUCGUCACGGGCGACCGAGUUUUCCAAAGAGUUGCUGCAGUCUCAGGGAGAGUGGGAGUUCCUGCAUUUGUCCGUCACCAGCUACAAUCUCAGUUUUGACGGACGCGUGUGGGAGCAGCUGGUGUUCACUUUUGUAAUCAAAAGGCGGCCGCUCCUGCACGUCAUCAACUUUCUGCUACCAAUCCUCUUCUUCCUGUGCCUGGACCUGGCCUCCUACUUCAUCCCGGUCCACAGCGGCGAGAAGUUGAGCUUCAAGGUGACGGUGCUCCUCGCCAUCUCCGUGCUGUUGCUCAUCCUCAACGACAUCCUGCCCUCCAUGUCCAACAAAACGCCGCUCAUAGCCACCUACUGCAUUGUCAUUUUCGCCCUGAUGCUGCUCAGCCUGCUGGAGACCAUCCUGGUGAUCUACCUGACGGAGGGGGUUGCCAUGGAGAAGCUGGCUUGCUGUGCAGACAAAGCGGAAAAAGCUACCGUAGACAAAUCCAACACAACGAAAGAGAGACGACAGGCGGGAUCUUUGUGCACGUGCGUGUCCAGCGGCGAGAAACAGCACGAGAUGCUACCUGUCGUUGAGGAGGUGAACAACGGUGUGCUCAGCUCGGAGUCUCAGGUGUUACUGCUCGUCAUGGCCGAGCUGACCGAGCUCCAGAGGAUGCUGAGCGUGCACCUAAACUGCAGAGAAGACGGAGGAAAGGCGAUGCGCUUGGCAUCCAAAAUCAACAAAGCCUUCUUCUUCUUCUACCUUCUCACCGCCUCCCUCUUCCUCUUGUUUCUGUACCUGGAGUGGACCAGUUAG
Messenger RNA from Dunckerocampus dactyliophorus (ringed pipefish), 1388 nucleotides. RefSeq names its product 5-hydroxytryptamine receptor 3A-like. The record is from RefSeq and is a predicted model, not a curated record. Gene Ontology annotation, biological process: nervous system process; regulation of membrane potential; signal transduction. Gene Ontology annotation, cellular component: neuron projection; membrane; synapse. Bases 30 to 1388 code for a protein of 452 amino acids. NCBI's taxonomy places the organism in Eukaryota, Metazoa, Chordata, Actinopteri, Syngnathiformes, Syngnathidae. The transcript is spliced from 10 exons. Gene Ontology annotation, molecular function: neurotransmitter receptor activity; transmembrane signaling receptor activity; extracellular ligand-gated monoatomic ion channel activity.